This is a messenger RNA of Rhipicephalus sanguineus (brown dog tick), 1185 nucleotides long. RefSeq names its product degenerin-like protein unc-105. The record is from RefSeq and is a predicted model, not a curated record. NCBI's taxonomy places the organism in Eukaryota, Metazoa, Arthropoda, Arachnida, Ixodida, Ixodidae. Bases 1 to 1185 code for a protein of 394 amino acids. Gene Ontology annotation, cellular component: membrane. Gene Ontology annotation, biological process: sodium ion transmembrane transport. The transcript has 11 exons. Gene Ontology annotation, molecular function: ligand-gated sodium channel activity.
AUGUUGCUGUUACGCGAGGACGACGCUGCGCAGCGCGAGGAGUUUUACAAGUGGAUCGCCGAACUACAGCGGCGGAACGAGACGACGGCCAAAGUGCUGGGUCAUCAGAGGGAGAACAUGGUGGUCAGCUGCCUGGUUGGCGGGAAAGACUGCAACACUCCCGAGCAUCUUCAAAUGAAAGUUUACGGCCGUUACGGCAAUUGUUUCUGUCUGGGCUGCAAUCUCAGUGCAGAAAGAGAGAAGAUACAGACGGCCUACAGCCCGGACCAAGGUGUUCGCCUGCUACUGAACCUGGAGAUCCACGAGUACCUUCCUCACACAACAGAAGCGGGCUUUGUCGUCAGCGUCCAUCAGCCCGGAGUGCAGGUCGACUUCCGCGACAGCAUAUUUUUGCUGCCUUGCCACACGACGAUGAUCAGCGUUACGCAGUCUAUUUAUUUUCGGCUAGAGCCUCCGUACCGGAACCCAUGCCAGCGGGAUUUCCCCGAGAAAUACCGCGAAUAUGUUCCCCCGGACCGAGUGUACACAAGAAAGGCCUGCAGACACAUUUGCGCCCAGCUAUACGUUAUCGCCGCCUGUGGUUGCCAGUCGCACGAUUACGACACGGUCGACCGGUCACUGGCCGACAUAUGUAACGAAGACGACGAGGAACUCAAUAAAUGCAUCGCAGAAGUGUCCGAGAGGAUUGACGGAGGGAAAGUUGACUGCCCGUGCUUAGAAAGCUGCACGGUGAUAGAGUACUCAUGGCAAGCAUCUUCUCUGAAGUGGACAAAACACAUUCUGGAAGAGCAAAAGGUGCCUGAACGCGACAGAGGGAAACAUGGCAAGGUACUGACGGAAGUCGUCGUCUACUUAGCGAGUGCGCAAGAGUACCGCAGAAGGAACGACCCCAAAGUAACGGUGAACACUGCAAUACUCAACCUGCUGCAGGUGCCCCGUCUGAUCAGUGGCAUGGGCAGCAUCAUGGGGAUGUACGUGGGCAUGUCCUUCCUGCUGAUUUUCAACGUGUUUGACAUCAUCGCUCGUGCUUUAAUUGUCUCCUACAAGCAAUUUCAGAGAGUGCAAGAAUGCCGUGCAGCCCUUCGAGGUAUAACCUGGCACCCGCACAACCUCCUGCCUGGCUAUGGCUUCUUAAACUGGCGUGGCUUUGCACCUUACAUGAAUAAAGCCACUGGACAUUACUGA